AUGAGGCGUGUCGUGCAGGGGCCACGCGUGACGGUCCGUGUCAUCCACAGUGCCGGCCCGGUGCAGACGGUCACCAUGCCCAGGGGCAUCGGCCUCAACGUCACCGGCGGCAACAACCGGCCCCCCGGACCCCUGCCCAGCGGGGGGGACAGCACCAAGGUGAGGGGGGGCGAGCAGUUGGUGACCAUCAACAAGGAGUCGUUGCUGGGGGUCACACAGGAGGAGACGCCGAGCCCCCCCAGUCUCAGGCCGGAGAGCUCGGUGGAGACGGCAUCGGUGAGGAGGGGGUCAGCGGCAGGGGAGGGGCCGUUGCCCAGCCCCCCCUCCCCCGGCGUGAAACCGCCCGGUUUCAGCUUCCUGCUGGCCCCCCCCAACUACCGGCAUGGCCCCGGACCCCCGACUGGAGCCCCUCCUCCCGACCGGCCCCUGCAGGGCAACUCUACGGCAAAGAAGAUGGAUGUCUCCCCCAGCUGCUCCCAGACUAACAGUCUCCCCGACCCACACUCCCCAGGUAAGGACAACCUCCCGCCCCAAAGCUGGAGAACGUAG
Messenger RNA from Amblyraja radiata (thorny skate), 549 nucleotides. RefSeq names its product basic proline-rich protein-like. NCBI's taxonomy places the organism in Eukaryota, Metazoa, Chordata, Chondrichthyes, Rajiformes, Rajidae. The record is from RefSeq and is a predicted model, not a curated record. Bases 1 to 549 code for a protein of 182 amino acids. The transcript has 4 exons.